This is a messenger RNA of Recurvomyces mirabilis, 1764 nucleotides long. It is a transcript of the gene ERG26, whose product is annotated as erg26, C-3 sterol dehydrogenase. NCBI's taxonomy places the organism in Eukaryota, Fungi, Ascomycota, Dothideomycetes, Mycosphaerellales, Teratosphaeriaceae. Gene Ontology annotation, molecular function: 3-beta-hydroxy-Delta5-steroid dehydrogenase (NAD+) activity. Gene Ontology annotation, biological process: steroid biosynthetic process. Bases 1 to 1764 code for a protein of 587 amino acids. The record is from RefSeq and is a predicted model, not a curated record. The transcript has 2 exons.
AUGUCAAACUACAACAGAGACGAGAAGGUGAAGAGUCUGGGACAUGUGCUGGUGACGGGCGGGAUUGGAUUCUUGGGCAAUCACAUUGUGUCGCUGCUGGAGUCAAGAGGGGCAUGCGAUAAGAUCACGGUACUGGACAUACGACCACCACAAACACCGAUAGCAGGCGUACAAUAUGAGCAGGGCGACAUCACAGACUACGACUCAAUGCUGAAGCUCUUCGGCAGACUACAACCAAAUGCAGUCAUACAUACGGCCAGUCCGAACCACAGCGUCGGAAACAGACAAUUGAUGUAUGAUGUCAACGUCACUGGAACCAAAACCCUCGUUCGCGUGGCACAGGAAUCGAAUGUGAAAGCAUUUGUACACACGUCCUCUGCUUCAGUGAUUAGCGACACCAAGGCCGACCUCAUCAAUGCCGACGAGUCAUACCCACUAAUGAUGGGAGAUCAACAACCGGAGUACUACACAACUACCAAAGCUCAAGCAGAGAUGCACGUCCUGGCAUCAAACCGUGCCCCCUCCCAUCCCAAAUUCCUCACAGCAGCAAUCAGACCAAGCGCCAUGUUCGGCAUCGGCGACGUGCAGCUCCUUCCACCUGGCCUCUCAGCCUACUUCCGCGGCCAGACCAAAAUCCAGAUCGGCCAAAACGAGAAUCUCUUCGACUUCACUGAGAUCACGAACGUAGCACACGCGCACCACCUUGCCCUCGCCGCCCUCCUCGCCACCUGCGACCGCGAAGACGCCGGCCUCAGCGCACCCCUGGAUCACGAGAAAGUCGAUGGCGAAGCUUUUCUCAUCACAAACGACUCACCUGUCUACUUCUUCGAUUUUGCCCGAAUGUGCUGGGCAGCAGCGGGCGAUAAGACGCAACCGAGCCAAGUUUGGGUUCUGUCAAAGGAAUUUGGACUUCUGAUAGCAACACUGAUGGAAUGGAUCUUCUGGGCUUUUCGACUUGGGAAGCCAAAUCUGACCAGGCAGCAGGUUCAGUAUACGUGUAUGACGCGGUUCUAUGACAUUGGCAAGGCGAAGACGAGGUUAGGUUAUAAGCCUGUCGUUGCACUCGAAGCGGGAAUCAGGAGGGGCGUGCAGGAUGCUUUGUUUCGGGGUGUGGUUGUUGGGCAGCCACCGGAGCUGAAGGGGAAUUGGGAGGCUGUUGAGGCGGUAAUAUACCAUUUACCUUACAUAUCCAUGAACAUGUUGCACGUGUGUGGCGCAGCCACUCAUCCAACUCACCAAAUGUUGUUGAAAAUUGUGGCAGUGCUGCUCCUUCGACAAAAGAACAAGCAGCACUUCCGCAACGCCAAAUUAAAUGGACACGAGACAAUAAAUCUCGUACGUCAGAACCAUGCUUGGGUGACCACAGAUUCUUUUGACACGAUGGCGCUUGGCCAGCUGAACGCAGUCGUUGAACUCCAUCGCCCACACAGAAGAUACUACGGAAAUCAAGAAUGGAUUGCCGGAGAUAUCGCACUGACAUACACACCUAAGACGAAGAAGGCUGCCAAAGAUCAAUCCACUCUUGAUAUUUUCGGACCACUGCGCAUUGAGGUUAUCUUCGAGGGCUCUCUUGCCAUAAAGAUACCUGGGACGGACAAGGAUCGUGAAUACAACAAAGCACGACGAGUCUUCCGCAGUAUACAGUGUGUUCAAGAAGGACCAUUCAGAUGUGCACCCGGUCAGACGAUCAAAGUGCCUUUCCGCUCGAGGUUUCCUGAGGUAGCAGAUGCCUGUAUCGACUUUCGGACUGGGCAGGAGAUUUAA